This is a messenger RNA of Brassica napus (rape), 1845 nucleotides long. RefSeq lists its product as uncharacterized. The transcript is spliced from 2 exons. NCBI's taxonomy places the organism in Eukaryota, Viridiplantae, Streptophyta, Magnoliopsida, Brassicales, Brassicaceae. The coding region runs from base 1 to 1845 and encodes 614 amino acids. The record is from RefSeq and is a predicted model, not a curated record. Gene Ontology annotation, molecular function: zinc ion binding.
AUGCCAACUGAUGCAAGUACAAGUGAAGAGAAGGAGCGAAAUCCUUGUGACAUUGGGGCCGCUUCAAGUAUUGUUAAGGGGGCUAAGCAUAGCGAGAAGACGAAAGGGAAGAUGAAGCAAAGCGAGGUUGAUGGAGAUGAUUAUGAUGCUGACAAGCAUGACGAGAAGAAGAAAGGAAAGAUGAAGCAAGAUGAGGUUGAUGGAGAUGAUUAUGAUGCUGCCAACAUCAACUCUGAAAAAGAAAACAGAGAAAAAUUGGCAAAGAGUCCGUUGGUCGAAUUGGUUAAGACGGGAGAUCUUUUCCUCAAUAAAACAGUUUUGAAAGCAAGGUUUGAGUUAUGUGCAAUGAAGCAUAACUUUUACUACACAGUUACCAACUCCAAUAAAUCAGUUUGGUGUAUUAGAUGCGCUGAUAAGGUGUGCUUUUGGGGUGCUCGAGCAGAGUGUUUGAAGGGCUCCACAUAUUUUAUUAUUAAGAAGUAUGUCGGUGUACAUUCCUGUGCACCUUCAAGCAAAACCAGUGCCGUCAACGCUGUUAGAGGUAUUCCAGAGGAAAGUUAUGGAAAAAUACCAAAAUACUUGCACAUGCUGCGAGAGGCCAAUCCGGGUACACAUUCCUCUUAUGAGACUGACGUCAAUGGUAGAUUUCGAUAUCUUUUUAUAGCGUUUGGUCAAUCGAUCAGAGGCUUUAGCAAGGUCAUGAGGCGUGUCAUUGUUGUCGAUAGAACGUUCUUGAAGAGUAAAUUCAAAGGGGUGCUACUGGUUGCAACUGCUAUAGAUGGAAAUUCAAAUUUAUAUCCUAUUGCAUUCAGGAUAGUAGACUCUGAGAAUGAACAGUCUUGGGAAUGGUUUAUGAGACAGUUAAAAGUUGUUGUUGCUGAUGAUAAUGGUUUGGCUUUUAUUUCGGAUAGACAAGUGUCAAUAGCGAAGGCACUGGAGAAAGUGUAUCCGCUAGCGAGACAUGGUAUUUUUAUUCAUCAUUUGUUGAAUAAUGUGAUAUCAUAUUUCAAGAGGAAGGGAUUAGCUGGGUUGAUUUCUAAGGCUUCGAAGGCUUAUAGAGUGGUUGAUUUCAAGAAAACGUUUGCCCAUGUUUGCAAUAUCAGUCCAACAAUUGAAAAUUAUCUUAUGGAAGCGGAUGUCAAAAAGUGGGCUAGAUGUCAAUUUCAUGGAUACAGGUAUGACAUUAGGACAAACAAUCCUGCUGAGUCGAUAAAUUCUGCGUUGCAUUCGCCGAGAGAGUUUCCCGUAAUUCCUUUAUUGGACAGUAUAAGAGAAAUGCUGACACGCUGGUUUUUUAAGCGUAAGAAGUUGAUUUCGAAGCACACCCAUCGUUUGACCAUAGAUGUGGAGGAAAAUAUCGAUAGGAGGAUCAAAAAGAGGAAAACUUUCAGAGUUUACCCUGUAACCGAUAGCCAGCUGCUUGUUAAAGGCGAUACAAUUGACUGCUUUGUUGAUCUGGACAAACGGACUUGUUCUUGUGGGAAGUACGACCUCUUGAAGAUCCCUUGUAGACACGCAAUAAAAGCCGGUUUCUUUGUUGGUAGAGAACCAUAUACAUUGACUGAUUUUUUGUAUACCACGGGAGCUUGGAGAGAAGCUUAUCAAGAAAGCAUAAAUCUCAUUGCAGUUCCUGAAGAUGGUUGGUCCGUCCCAAAAGUUGUGGAAAAUUCUGAAGUGCUACCGCCUGAGACAAGAAGAUCUCUUGGAAGAAAUAGAAAACGCAGAUAUGAAACUGUUGAAGACAAAAUCCGAUCAUCACAAAGAUCACAGGGGGAUCAGCUUCGCAAGUGCAGUAGAUGUGGUCUUGGUGGUCAUAACAGAGCAACUUGCAAGAUGCCAAUAUAG